CCGGUUUAUCAUAUUUUUUAGAAAGUUAAUAAUGUCGUUUAAGGUUGGGGGUGUGCCCCCGAAUAGCAAUUCUGACAACAUGUAUCGUGUUGGUGAUUACGUUUACUUCGAGAACUCAGCAUCAGGCACAUACGCCGUUAGACGGAUCGAAGAGUUAAACAAAACAGCUAACGGAAAUGUGGAGGCCCGACUGAUGUGCUUUUACCGCAGAUCUGAGGUACCGGCCAGCUUAGUUCAUCUAGCAGAUAAACAUCACUGGGCUGAAGUUGAUGUAGAGCCGGAUAGUGAUGAUGAGGAUGCCGGGCCCCAGGAGGAGAGCGAAAGGGCGAAGCACAAGCAGAGGGAGCUCUUCCUCUCUAGGCAGAUAGAAACCCUGCCGGCAACCCUUAUUCGGGGGAAGUGCUCCGUGACCCUGUUGUCCGAAGUGGAGGAGGUCUCCAGCUACCUGAACAGGGACGAUGCGUUCUUCUAUUCCCUCGUCUAUGAUCCUCAUCAGAAAACACUUCUGGCAGACCGAGGUUCCAUCAGGAUUGGUUCUGAGUUCCAAGCUCCAAUUCCUCCCCUCCAGAAAUCAGACGAGACAGAAUCCCCCGAUGUCGAAGUAGAGGAGGAGAUGCUCUGGAACCCGUACAACAACAUCAAGGAGGACGAGAUCAAUCAGUUCAUCAUCAUUGCUCGAUCUGUUGGAACGUUUGCCCGAGCUCUGGACUGUAGUUCCAGCGUGAAGCAACCGUCUCUGCAUAUGUCAGCCGCUGCUGCAAGUAGAGAUAUUACGGUCUUUCACGCUUACCAGGCUCUGCACGCUCAUAACUACGAUCUAGCCGCAGCACUCUCAAGUCUGGUCCCUACUACUGGCCCAGUGCUUUGUCGUGAUGAGAUGGAGGACUGGAGUAGCGCGGAGGCAAAUCUGUUCGAGGAAGCCAUCGAGAAGUAUGGAAAGGAUUUCAACGACAUCAAGCGGGAUUUCCUGCCCUGGAAGUCUAUGAAAAACAUUAUUGAAUACUUCUUCAUGUGGAAAACCACUGACAGAUACGUUCAGCAGAAGAGGAUAAAGGCUUUAGAGAGUGAGAAUAAGUUGAAGCAGGUUUAUGUGCCGGCCUACUCCAGGAAGAGUACCAGGGUUACAGGACCCCAGGGGGAGGUUAUGGUCCUAGGACGUGACUGUGACGCGUAUCCUAACAUGACAAAAUAUUCUUGGAGCCAAUACAAGAAAUUCGGAAGAUUUGUCCCUGCUGUAACUACAGAGGAUUGUUUCAUUAUUGACCGCAGUCUUAACUCUUCAAAGCUUAGUCAGCAUAGACCUGGACUCAUCAUUGAACCAGGAAGUCCAUCGAAGGGAGGAAAGACCCGUGCUGCAUUCUUCCUCCGUUCGUCUCCGCUUAUGCGCGCUUCUAGGAGAGUGAACGGACACACAGCUAAGCUCAGACACCAUGCAAGGAAACCCCAGGAGCUGGUUGAUAUAAAGGGACUACGUACAGUGUCUCUUCCUCUGCUGGCUGGUGUAGAAAGGGUCAAACUACUCAACUCAUUUAAGGUGAGAACUCGAGCUCCGAUGUCUGAGAUCUGCACUAGGUUGGGACAAACAGAUCACAGUGAGCAGGAUUGGUUGGUUCUCAGCAAAGUUAAACCUCCUCCUCCUCACAAGGAAUUCUUCCCACGUCCUCCGAAGCGCACUGACGGUAGCUACGUGUACGACCGUAUACCAAGCUUGGCUCCUGAACCCGUUCCUGCCAGCAGGCAUCAGAUGCUCUACAAGAAGAGACCGUAUGAGGAGAAACCUGUAGACACACCAUCGUCUAAACCGGUUAGAACCGGAACCCAGACCAGAACCUACAGCGUAAAUCAGGUUGCUCCUAAGGGUAAGUUUGCUACGAUGGCCCGAGUAUCCGGGGGGCAGAAAACCGUUAUCAGUUGGCAGGAUGCACCCGAUGAUCUCUUCUACAGAGCUUCAAAGGAAAUAAAGAAGGUCCGCAAGCAGCUCUCUGUACCAAAGCUAAGGAAAGCUGCAAGGAAACCGUUCAGAAAAAUAUUAUGAAAACCUGAUCCUCUAUGAGUAUCUGUAUAAUGAACCGUGAACCACUGAACCUGGAAGAAUCGUAUAAAUAACCACAUACUUUCCAUCGCACAAAUUGAUUUUAAGAAGUCUAUUGUUUAAGGAAUUCUUGACGAGCAGUAUUAUCUUGUUUUAGUUCUAAUGAACUUUCUCAAUAUUUUUAGCUUUUGAUUUAUGAUCUUAAAUCCCACUUAAAGUUAAACUAUUAACCAUAAUUUUAUAAUAAGAUAUAAUUAGUAAGGCACCAUCAACAAUUUUAGUAAAACUGAUAUAGUGUUUUUUUAUAGAAUCAAGGUAAAGAAAUCAUUUUCUAUUUUAUUUUAGUUAAAGUUUGACAGAGCUGGGAACUUUUGAAUGUUUUCAGCUCAGCAAGCAUUUUUAACAAUUUUCAAGGGGAUUGUUCAGUGUUAACCUGUUUGAAAAAUUUAUAAAAUGUUCCAUAGUUUGGGAUAAUUACGGCCCUUGAGGAUAUCUUAGUAACUGUCGUAGUUCUGUCCUUUUUUUAAAAUUUGAUUAUUGUGUUUCCAUAAUUUUAAUCAGCUUAACAAUUUCAAGUGAUCCUCCGCCUGUCUGAUUCACUAUGGUACCCUUUAUACCUCUAUCCGAGUUUAAAUCAGGAAAAUAUUAUCAUUUUUAGAUCUUAAAACGUGUUGAGUUCUGACUUAAGUCAUGUUUUAGAAUACAUUUCUAGAGAUAAAUAAAGGAUAUCUCAUUCAUCCUUGAUAAAGUUUUAAAAGGUAAUACUAUUGUGCAUCGGGAUUUUCAGUUUAAAAAUAUUGGGUUACUUUAAAUGACGUCCACACUCCACAGUCCCUUUUAAGAACUUUUUGUUUCUUGUUUCCGAUGUACCGUCGAAUACUUGUACCUUGUACCGUUCAAUUAGUUGUAAAAGUUAUUGCUGUACGUAAUUAUAUUUCUUGCCAGUACUGUACAUUACUUUAAUCUAUAUUUCAGAA
Molecule: messenger RNA, 3009 nt
Organism: Eurytemora carolleeae
Lineage: Eukaryota; Metazoa; Arthropoda; Copepoda; Calanoida; Temoridae
Gene: MTA1-like
Product: metastasis-associated protein MTA3
Exons: 13
Coding region: 32-2035 (667 amino acids)
Biological process (GO): negative regulation of transcription by RNA polymerase II
Cellular component (GO): NuRD complex; nucleoplasm
Molecular function (GO): chromatin binding; histone deacetylase binding; transcription corepressor activity
Source: RefSeq, a predicted model, not a curated record